This is a messenger RNA of Sinocyclocheilus rhinocerous, 1279 nucleotides long. Its product is annotated as leucine-rich repeat-containing protein 52. Gene Ontology annotation, molecular function: voltage-gated potassium channel activity; transmembrane transporter binding; potassium channel activator activity. The coding region runs from base 86 to 985 and encodes 299 amino acids. The record is from RefSeq and is a predicted model, not a curated record. The transcript has 2 exons. Gene Ontology annotation, cellular component: voltage-gated potassium channel complex. NCBI's taxonomy places the organism in Eukaryota, Metazoa, Chordata, Actinopteri, Cypriniformes, Cyprinidae.
CACACACACACGCACAGAGGGGACAUCAGAGAGUCUUGUUUUCUCUGUGGAGGCUCUCAGCGUGUCCAUAACCCGUGAAGACUUCAUGAAGCUCGUCGCCACAGCAUGUGUCCUGCUGGUGCUUUUGGUGCAUGUGGUGUCCUCGAUCCCUCCGGGCUGCCCGGAGCGCUGUGUGUGUGAUGACCAGCACGUUGUCCAGUGCGCUGAACAAGAUCUCCGCAGAUUCCCAACGGGACUCCCGCUGACCACGCGCCAGCUCAUCCUGUCCAACAACCGCAUCUCUGAGUUACCCGCGUUCGAGCUCAAUUACCUGUCCGACCUCACGUAUCUGGACUGCAGCAAUAACUCCCUCGCGCACAUAUCUCCAUCCACAUUUGGGAACCUGAGAAAGCUGGCGUAUCUGGACCUGUCCUUCAACUCCUUCUGUAAGAUCGAGGAGCAGACGUUCAGCGCGCUGGAGAGCCUGGUGAUGCUGAGACUGACGGAUAACCGCAGGUUGUCAGAGUUUCACCCUCAGGCUUUCUCUCAUGCCAGUGCUCUUCAGGUGCUGGACAUCAGCAGGAACAACCUGAGCAGACUCAACGUGAGCUCCCUCGUGGCUCUAGCCGGGCUCCGGGCUCUCGGGCUCAGCGGGAACCCGUGGCUGUGCGCCUGCGACGCGGAGGAGCUCUGCUUAUGGAUGCACACGGACACCUUUAAGUUUCAAGAAGAGGGACAGACAGUGUGUGAGGGUCCUUCAUACUUACAGGGGCAGCGUCUCUCAGAGUUGGGCCUUUGGCUGAGAAGACAGUGCCAUCCAGGACUGGCUCGCCAGGACUACCUCUUCUUUGUGGCUAUAGGUUUUGUCAUCUUUGGAGUAGGUACGGUACUGGCAUGGGCAGCUGGCAUGGUGAUAGUGCUCUGCCAGCGCUGUGUCAAAUGGAGGAAGGACAGACCAAAUGCUGUCGUGCCCGAGGAAGAAUUUAAACCAGGACAAAGUGGGUAAGGGGGAUUGCGAAAUACUUGAACAUAAACCUGAGUCCAAUCCUAUAAGGAGUACUGAGAGGGAACUGCAUCAGAAAGUGAAGUGACAAUCAUUUUGACUGAGUGACAGAGGUAAAAAAAUCAAGAUCAAGAGCCAGCUGACACAGGCUGCGUCCGCGGGCAGCAUAAGGAGGAAGGAAGGCAACAAGGCCCGUCUGAAUCCAGUGAUCGUGUCACAUUCUGUCUAUAUUGACGUUCAUCUGAUUGAUUUCUGAAGACAGCAUAGAUGUAUCCUUUGCUGCCUAUGAUAUCCCAC